Messenger RNA from Staurois parvus, 497 nucleotides. The record is from the annotation of a GenBank genome assembly. Lineage: Eukaryota; Metazoa; Chordata; Amphibia; Anura; Ranidae.
CUCUGGUCAUCUCUUGUACUAUGUCCAUAGUCUCUGGUCAUCUCCUGUAAUGUGUCCGCAGUCUCUGGUCAUAUCCUGUACUAUGUCCGCAGUCUCUGGUCAUCUCCUGUACUAUGUCCACAGUCUCUGGUCAUCUCCUGUACUAUGUCCGCACUCUCUGGUCAUCUCCUGUACUAUGUCCGCACUCUCUGGUCAUCUCCUGUACUAUGUCCACAGUCUCAGGUCAUCUCCUGUACUAUGUCAGCAGUCUCUGGUCAUCUCCUGUACUAUAUCCACAGUCUCAGGUCAUCUCCUGUACUAUGUCAGCACUCUCUGGUCAUUUCCUGUAAUAUGCCUGCAGUCCAUUGGUUCAGAAUAUGUUUUUUCUUGUUCUCCUCCUCUAAAAUCUAGGUGAGUCUUAUGGUCAGGUGCCUCUUAUGCAGCGAAAAAUAUGGUAAGUAGGAGGAGCUUCUAGUCUUCUGCUGCUGGUCAUAUGUUCAAAAUAAAACAGCCUUUGG